Molecule: messenger RNA, 234 nt
Organism: Acanthoscelides obtectus
Lineage: Eukaryota; Metazoa; Arthropoda; Insecta; Coleoptera; Chrysomelidae
Source: the annotation of a GenBank genome assembly
AUGAAAGGUACCCUUGAGGGUUAUAAAGAGACAUUUGCAAAACAGCAACCCAAUAGAGCUGCUUUGGAACAGUAUAUUUCACAGGUGCAUGCACUGGAAAAGCACACCUCAGAGUUGCAUACCAAGAUAUCAAGCUUGGAAGCCCAACUUCAAUCCAGCAGAGAAGAGAACGUGAGGUGGAUGUCUUUGGCCAAUGACAGACUCAAAGCCAUGGAGGAACUGCGAAACAGGUGA